ACUCAAGGUUCUGGAAGUUUUCCCUAAGAUGUUGAAAUAAAGAACGGAGUCAUUUAACUUCAUCAUAGCUAGUGCUUUUUCAGCAUGUGCACAGGUGCGUUAUUUUCAUUUAGGGUCACCAAUUCAUGGGCAGAGAAUGAUGAUCCAUGUUAUGGUCCAGAAAUCUUCUGUGACUGUGUAUGCCAAGUGUGGUUAUCUAGAGCAAAGUUGUGCUGUUUUCAGAGGAUGGAAAGAGAGAUUUAGUUCUUGGAAUGCAGUAAUAGCUGGGUAUGCUCAGACAGAAAUGGCCAUCUAUAGAAGUGCAUCCAUUGGGGCUCUCAAUCAGGGGAAGUGGCCUCAUAACUUUGUAAUUCAAAAUUUCCUCUGGUCUUGCACCCUGUUACUUGGUAGACACAGCUCUAGCGGACAUGUAUUGUAAAUGUGGUAAUUUAGAUGCUGCCAGUAGGUGCUUUAAUGUGAUGUUGCAUAGCAAUCUGAUCUCUUGGACCACAAUCAUUGCUGGAUGUGGUAGUCAUGGGAAAAGGAGACAACUUUGAGCAUGUACUUGUAGUUGCUGCAAUUGGGGAUGGAAUCAAACGAGGUGCUCUUCCUUUCUUCUUCUUCUUCUUCUUCUUCUUCUUUUUGCCUGCAGCUUUGAUGGCCUUAUCAUUUGGCAGUGUUUCAAUGUGUAAGAUCAUAUUUUCCUUGUGUCUUUACAAUUAAUGAUCAAAUCUAUUUGGAAUGGACAAAGAUGUGACUGAGAGAAGGGAUAAAAGGACAUCAGUGUUUGCUGCGGCAUGUCUGCUUGCCUGCCAGCUGAAGUAGUCAAACAGUUAUCCAUGGGAGUUAAUGUGCCAAGUUUGGGUAGAAUAACCAUGCUAUGCAGCUAUUUAUUGCAGGACAGAUGUGCAUGCAAAGCAACCAAGUCAAGGAGAGGAACUCCUCACUCUUGUUUGGUUGGCAAUGAAUCAUCUGGGCCUCCGAACUCACUUUUCCAAAGAGGUUACAGGGAGCCGCAAGACAUUCAGCAUUGAAGUUGUACGUUUACAAAAUGAAAAAUGAAAAUAAGGCAUUCGUGUUUGCUUUCUGUAUGUCUUUUUCUGUUGUCUUUCUUUAAGCGGUCAUCUUAUGUUCAUUUUGAAAAACUUAAUGCUUCAUUGGAUUAUGUUUAGUUGUAUUUUCAUUUGUCAGAUGUAGUUCUUCUCAACAGAACUUGAAUUGCUUCCUGUUUGUUUUUGGAUUCUUCAUAUAGAUAUUUUUUAUACUUCAUACUUGGCUCAAAAAUAUAAUCAAUUUCGAAGU
Messenger RNA from Rubroshorea leprosula, 1281 nucleotides. NCBI's taxonomy places the organism in Eukaryota, Viridiplantae, Streptophyta, Magnoliopsida, Malvales, Dipterocarpaceae. The record is from the annotation of a GenBank genome assembly.